CUGUGGGGUGGUGGUGUAUGCCGGUGGCCGCCUAGGGAGCGGCUGUGUCGCAGGACGUCGGUGCAGUGACCGCCGCGUUGGACGAGCUCUGUCGAACCCGUCCACGCGGCAGGCUUGUGUCCUGGAACUUUGACAACAUGCGCCAAAGGUGCGGUUCGCCAUGGUGGUGAGGUCGGAGAGCCGCGAUCGGCUGGAGCUGAUCCAGCUGUGCCCGGAGCUGCCGGCCUCGCCCGGGCCCACGGCGCCGCCGCUCAGCCCCGACGGCCGACAGCUCAACGACGAGAUCAAGAAGGGCGGCAAGCGCCUGUUUCCGCUCUAUGACAACCUGAGCAAGACGGUGAAGCGGCACCGGGAGAAGUCCCGUGAGCGAGACAAGUCGCGCGACCGGGUCAAGCAGCGCGACAAGCUGCGGCUCAAGGAGGAGCAGGAGGCUGUGGCUGACCGCAACAACGCCAAUGUCAGCGGCGAGCCGACGCGGGAGCAGCUGGAGGCCGAGCAGAGAGGCAGAGAGAAGACCAAGGAGAAGAGGCGGUUCUACCAGCGAGACAAAUCAAAAGAUAAGAAGAAAAACAAACAUAAAACGAAGGAAAAAGAUGAGAAGGGUCAGGGAGAGCCGACGGUCGAUGUCACCGCGGCACGACUGUCCGAUGCAGUAGAUUUGCCUCGCCCAAGUUCGACGUACAGUUUUAAGGAAGAUGCCGCCAUCUACGGGUCCGUCGAAGUCUGCUCAACCCCUUCUUCCCGGGCUGCCCAAAUCCAGGAAGACAGGUCAGCCGCGGUCAUCAAGUCCUCCGACCAGGUCAAGGCCUUUCGUGACUCCCCGUCAGCGUUGUCGGGCCCGGAGAGUCCGUCCGCCGCCAGCCCCGGGCCGUCUGGACUCACCCCUAAUGACGGGAAGGAUGCGUGUCGACCGGCCCCCUCCGCCGCUGGACCGACCCAUGGCCAGACCCCCGCCCCCGCCCCCGCCACGAGCCCCAGCUCAUCACCUGGGACCCGCCCAUCGGCCACCGAGGACUCAGUGUACGGUGAUGUGGCCGGCAACAGGACCGCGCUGUACGGCGAUGUAGCCGGCAGCAGGACCGGGCUGUACGGCGAUGUGGCCGGCAGCAAGACCGGGCUGUACGGCGAUGUGGCCGGCAGCAGGACCGGGCUGUACGGCGAUGUGGCCGGCAGCAGGACCGGGCUGUACGGCGAUGUGGCCGGCAGUAGGACCGGGCUGUACGGCGAUGUGGUCGGCAGCAGGACCGGGCUGUACGGCGAUGUGGCCGGCAGCAGGACCGGGCUGUACGGCGAUGUGGCCGGCAGCAGGACCGGGCUGUACGGCGAUGUCGCCGGCAGCAGAGCCGGACUGUACGAGUCGCCGCUUGGGCGCUACAGCUCUCUGGCCGCUCGCUAUCUGGCCCGGAAGCAGCCGGCUCGCCGGCCGUCCGAGCACGACUACGAAACGUUCGAGUCGGUGCUGGGCGAGGCGAAGCUCACCGUCGCGGCGCCGGUGGCGUCCCCUGACGAGGACCCUCCACCCUCGAAAGAGGCAACCUCAGCAGCGGCGAGCGGCGACACCCUGGCGUUGGCGAAGGAAGGGGCUUCUGAGCUGACCGGGGCGGUGGUUCCGGCAGCGGCGAGCGAGCCAGACUUUCUGCCGGAAGAUGCGGCGACAGGCAGGAUGCAACGUCUAGCCGCGGCUGCCGCCGGUGCGGUCGUGCCAGCGCCCCUGAAUCAGAGCGACGCGGCCGAUACGGAAGCGGGAGAUAGCCCCGAUACGUCAGCCGUCCCGGCCGCGCAGCCAAGGCUGCAGCCCAGUGCGGCUCCGGCGCCCGCGGUCGAGUGUGCGGUGCAGAACUCCAGCGACAAGGCCAAGGGCUCGCGAAAGUUUUUGUCGUUUCACUCGCGGGCCGCCGGAAAGACGAGUGCGAAGCGAUCGUUUCUGAGCACGCUUCUGCGUUCUAGCGAUGCUGCCAGCGAUGCCGCGCGCUGCGCGGCGGCAGAGGGUGACGUGAGCAAGGUGAAGUCUCUGCCAGCCAAGUACAGGGAUCUAUUCCGUGACAGGAGGAUCGCCCCCGGCUCCGAGCGAAGCAGCGGCCGAGCAGAGACUGCAGCUGCGCGAAAACCGGACGAAGCCGCGCCCCCAGCGGAGCAGCCCGCCUCGCCGCCCACGCCUGCCGAGCCGGAGGUGGUCGAGAUUGAGCUGCCGGGUGUGUUCGGUCCCUCACAGAUGCGGGCCAGCCUGCGGAUCACGCUGAAGAACUCGGCCGGCUCCCGCGGCGCCGAAUGCGCGGGUGCGGGGAGCUCUUCGGCGGCCGCGGACGCGCCAUCGGCCGCCGGCAUGGGCUCCCGCCAGCAAGGCCGCGCCCGCGCGAAGCCGGCGUCGAAGCGGCCCAGCGAGCAGCGGCUCUCAGUGGCCAUCCCGCCCGAGACGGUGGCCGCGCUGACCUCCAAGUUCAACGCGCUCAUCCAGGCGUCGACCUCGGCCGAGUCGUCGCCGUCUCCGACCGGCGUCAAGACGUUCAACCUAGGCUCGAUCACGCUUGACAAGUCGGGCAACGUCUCCAAGUCGUCAUCCUUCCGGCGCACGGAGGCGGCGCGCGUGUCCUCGCGCCGCCGUCUGGCCGCCUCCCAGGCGGAGCGUACGCACGCGCUGCUGAGCAAGGCGUCAGCCGCGCUCAGGGACGACGCGACGGGCCGCGCGGCCGUCUCGUCUAAACCCUCGUCGAAGCCCUCGUCCAGAGCGUCGUCCAGGUCGGCCUCGUUCCGGCGGCAGAAGGGCGGCGGCUCGGCCGGCGCGGGCGGCGCCCCAAAGCCGGCCUCGUCGGCGACCGGUCGGGACGUGACGCGACUGUCGGGCUGUCGCCGAUCGACCGACGCCAGGACCGCCGGCGGCAGGCCGGCAGGGCUCGCCUGGACGUCCGCUGUCAGGGCCGAACAGAAGAGCGCCGGCACCAAGGCCACCGCUGUUGUCCACGGGCUGAGAGGAGACGGCAGCGGCAAGGCUGGCACCGCGUCAGAGAAGCCAGGGCCCUCCACUGUUGAGGCUAGUGUUAAAUCGCCAAACAAAAGUAAAUCAUCGGUCAAAGAAGCCGUCGGAAAGAAGUCCGAGUGCUCGGAAUCUACAGAGGGGAAAGGCAAUGCCUCUGAUCUGUCCGCAAACAAAAACGAAGCCUCCAGCAGCAAAUCAGUUGAAGCAACAAGCAAAAAGUCAGUAUCCACCGCUUCAGGUGACAAGAAGGAAUCAUCCGCUACAAAGCCGAAUGAACAGUCAGCGGACAAAAAAGAGCGCAAAGUCAGACCGGCACCUGCAGAUCAGAAAACGACAGGUGUUCCCAAAUCAGGACGCGACAAAAUGGAUGUGUCGAAAAUACACGACAGGGAACUGCGCAAGCUCACCAAUACAGGAACGGUGGCGAAGACCAGUGAACUCUGGCUGAAAAGGGCUCAGUCAAGCAAUGAGCUGGGGACGGUUAAGAAGAACUCUGCUGCAGUCACGCGUCUUUCACUUAAGAACCGUAAUCCGGUCAGCGAACAACCAUCCAAGACAAGCGGAAGAACAGAGUUGUUGUCUGGGAAGAACAGCAAGAUGACAAGCUCAGAGAGCUGUUUGAUGAAAUCUUCAUCAUCGAUCGCGAGUCUGAAAAGUGACGUAUCGCCGGGGCAACACAAAGAAGUACUUAAUCUGCGCUGCAAGUCGUCCGCCAAACAGAUCACGGCCCGCGGACGUGACGAUGACGCCAAGGUGUCGGACACCACAGGGCGCUCGCAGUCGGACGUCAAGUCUGGACCGGGCUCUUCGCCGACAGCAACACCGCACAAGGCAAAGGAGGAGAACAAAAUAACUCCGGUGAAAGAGCAAACGGAAUCAAAGGAGGCCUCUCGAGCGUCGACGACUCUCAAGCAGAAAACGGACCCCAAACCUGGUGUGCUUAUUGACAGCCACUUGUACGGGGUGCCGUCUGUGGUUGGCUUCCACCAAAAGACAAAAAGUACCCUGUUCGAAAACCGACUUUACGGGGAGACAUUCCCACCAAUCAAAAACAGCGUCCACAAGCAUGUGAGCGCGACCGCUCCGACCCAGAAGUCCCGCCUGCCGAUAACACCGAGCGCACGCUGCGCGCGCGUUGACCACCCGCCUGUGGGGAAGACCCUGUCGCUCAAGUCACUACCGCCCUCGCCGUGCAGCCGUGUGAAGGAGGCGAUCCAUCGGUUCGAGGCGCCGACGCCGGCGCGCGCCGCCGCGGCGCCGAUGCCGGCCGAGGCGGUGCGCAAGGCAGCCACGCUGCCGUCUCGGCUACCGGCGCCGGCGCGCGCGCCCGGCUUCUACGAGUCGAUCUGGGACGGCCGGCGCGAGUACAGGCCAAACGAGUCGUUCCUCUGGAACGGCAGCUCGCAAGUGACGUCGUGCGGUGAGAGCGUCGGCUCCAGCGUCAGCGCCAGCGACACGGCCUCCAGCGCCAGCGACGCCGGCUCCAUGCCCGAGGAGGAGGCGGCGGUGCGCGCGCGCAGCACCCUCUGGCGGCGACUAGGGAUGCCACGCGCCGCGCCGCCCGCCGCGCCCGCCGCCGAGUACGAGCCGGCCGGCGGCUCCAGCAGCUCGGGCACCGUCACCUACGAGAACGGCUCGGAUCCCGGCUACGAGCAUAUCAGCGGCGACAGCUGCACCGGCUACGAGCAGAUCGGCGCGCGCUACGAGCGAAUCGGCGGCGCGCCGCCCAGCGAGACCACGUCGGCCGGCUACGAGACACUCUCGCCCCCGUCCGAGACGUCCACGCUCUGCUACGACGACUGUGUGGUGCCAGCCCGCCUGGCCGUAGUCAGCGAGCACCAGGCCGAGAGCCUUGGCUACCUGGACCGAGGCACCGCGCAGUACGAAGAUAUCGGCGGCGCGUGGGCAGCGCGCGGCCUGCUCGAAGGCACCGACCUGAAGCCGACGCCACUGCAGACCUUCGAGGAGGAACCGGAGAUGGCAGACGAGUCAGAGGGCGGCCCGCAGACAGUGAACAGCUACCAGCUGACCGAGUUCGGCUCGGACCAGGUGGCAGCACCAGCGCCCCAGCAGGUGUCGCUGCCGUCGACGCCACGCGACAGGCUGGCCUCGGACCGUGACACGGGCGGCGAUUGGACCGAUAUCGACGCCGACGGCGAGCAGGAAGCCAGCGACGACACCGAGGGCAGCGCGGAGUCGCCCAUCGUCGUCACGCGGCCGCAUUUUGUGCGCCUCCGCAACCGCAGUCGGCGCUUCUCCAAGACGCGCGGCGGCCGGCGCUCGUGGUCUCAGUCGCUGAGGAACCUGAACGGUGAAGAGGAGUACACAGAGGGACCCUGGAGGCACACGCUGACCGACGCCUGGCGUGUUUGAACCGCACACUGACUGGCACGUGGAUAAGGUGCAGACGGGAAGCGGCUGUUCCUGCGGCGGCUGUGCGCCGUGAGCUCUGUCUCCGUGCGCCGGUUGUGCGCCGUGAGCUUUGUCUCCGUGCGCGAUUAUGUGCCGUGAGCUCGAUCUCCGUGCCCGGCUAUACACCGCGGCGAGACGGACGAGGAGUGGCUCGAUGACGGCCACCUGUACGAGGCGCUCGACUCGCACUACGAGCCGGU
Pollicipes pollicipes is the source of this 5586-nucleotide messenger RNA. RefSeq names its product serine/arginine repetitive matrix protein 2. The record is from RefSeq and is a predicted model, not a curated record. The coding region runs from base 161 to 5347 and encodes 1728 amino acids. The transcript has 6 exons. NCBI's taxonomy places the organism in Eukaryota, Metazoa, Arthropoda, Thecostraca, Pollicipedomorpha, Pollicipedidae.